Elgaria multicarinata webbii is the source of this 3891-nucleotide messenger RNA. Its product is annotated as zinc finger protein 585A-like. The record is from RefSeq and is a predicted model, not a curated record. The transcript is spliced from 3 exons. Lineage: Eukaryota; Metazoa; Chordata; Lepidosauria; Squamata; Anguidae. The coding region runs from base 248 to 3262 and encodes 1004 amino acids.
GAAACACUCGACACAGCAUCAGGUGUUGUGUUCCCGCAAGGGAAAUCAGCCCGUGUCCUUUGAGGAGGUGGAAACGAGCACAGGAAACAGCUGAAAAAUCCUCGAGUCAGUCCAUUGGUCCAUCUAACCCAGUAUUGUCAAACGUCCUUGGCAGCAGAUCUCCAAGAUACGACUAGCUGGAAAUAUCAGGAAUUGAACCCGGCACUUGUUUCAUGAAAACCACCCAAGCUCAAAUUGAAAUCUGGAGAUGCAUGGGGAAAAAACAAAUGAAGGAGCACAUCAAGUGUCCAGCGAAAGUGAUAAUUUGCCUGACGUGAAAGAUAAUAUUGAGAAUCGAGAUGGGAUAGACAUGCUGGAGGGAAAGCCAAGAAAUAAAGAGAGUAAUAUAUGUCCGGAUUCUGACCCCCAUGCAAUGAUGGUACAACAGAAAACAGCAAAAGAAGUGAGAGAGAAGAAAUCCCCUGUGUCUGGAAAAAUCAUCUCUCCUGAAACAAGUCUGAGUGAUCAUUGUACAACUCAUGCAGCAAAGAAACGAUAUAAAUGCCUUGAGUGUGGAAAGAGAUUCAAGGACAAUGCUAACCUUCUUGCCCAUCAAAGAACGCACACAGGGGAGAAGCCAUUUAAUUGUCUGGAGUGUGGGAAAUCAUUUAGUCAGAAGGGGGCACUUACUAUGCAUCAAAGAAUACACUCUGGAGAGAAACCAUUUGAAUGCGUCAAGUGUGGAAAGAAAUUCCGCCAGAAGGUUGCCCUUCAAGUGCAUGAAAGAACACACACCGGUGAGGAGCCGUUUAAAUGCUUGGAGUGUGGAAAGAGCUUCAGGGAUAAGCAUGACCUUGCUAGACAUCGAAAAAUUCACACAGGAGAGAAACCGUUCAUCUGUCUGACAUGUGGGAAAGCAUUUAGGGAGAAGGGAACACUUUCUGUCCAUCAAAGAACACACACCGGGGAGAAGCCAUUUAAAUGUCUGGAGUGUGGAAAGGGAUUCAACGGCCGUAGUGUCCUUCAAGAACAUCAAAGACGGCAUAUUGAGGAGUCGCCAUAUAAAUGCCAAGAGUGCGGAAAGAACUUCAGCUCGAAGAACGGCCUUACUUUACAUCAAAGACUACACACAGGGGAGAAACCAUUUGAAUGUCCGCAGUGUGGAAAGACCUUCAGAUGGAAGGGGACCCUUGAAAUACAUCAGCGAAUUCACACAGAUGAGAAACCAUUUGAAUGUUCACAGUGUGGAAAGAGAUUCUUUUCCAAGCGCAGCCUUAAACGUCAUCAGUUAAUUCACAGAGAACACAAGGCAUUUCAAUGUCUGGAGUGUGGAAAGAGAUUCAGCGAUAAGCAUUACCUUUCUAGGCAUCAAAGAAUUCACACCGGAGAAAAACCAUUUGUCUGUUUGGAAUGUGGAAAAGCAUUUCGUUGGAAGACAGCACUUACUUUCCAUCAAAGGAUCCACUCAGGGGAAAAACCAUGUAAAUGCUUGCAGUGUGGAAUGAGCUUCAGGUGGACGGUGACCCUCGCAAUACAUCAGCGAAUUCACACAGGCAAAAUAGAGAAACCAUUUGAAUGUUUGCAGUGUAAAAAGAGAUUCUUUUCUAGGCAGAGCCUUACACGUCAUCAGCUUAUUCACAGAGAGGACAACCCAUUUAAAUGUCUGGAGUGUGGAAGGAGUUUCAGCGAUAACCAUGACCUUGCUCAGCAUCAACGAAUUCACACUGGAGAGAAGCCAUUUAUCUGUCUGGAGUGUGGAAAAGCAUUUAGUCAGAAGGGGGCACUUACUGUCCAUCAAAGAAUGCACUCUGGGGAGAAACCAUUUGAAUGCUUGGCGUGUGGAAAGAGAUUCUGCCGGAAGGCUGCCCUUCAAGCUCAUCAGAGAACUCACUCAGGGGGCAAACCAUUUAAAUGCCUGGAGUGUGGAAAGAGUUUUAGUGAUAAGCAUUGCCUUGCUGCUCAUCAAAGAAUUCACACAGGGGAGAAACCAUUUAUCUGUCUGGAAUGUGGAAAAGCAUUCAGUCAGAAGGGAGCCCUUACUGUCCAUCAAAGAGCACACUCAGGCAAGAAGCCAUUUAAAUGCCUUGAGUGUGGAAAGGGAUUCCACUGCCGAAGUGUCCUUCAAGACCAUCAAAGGAGGCACACUGGGGAGAAGACACAUAAAUGCCAAGAGUGUGGAAAGAGGUUCAGAUGGAAGAACGGUCUUAGCAUACAUCAAAGAAUUCACUCAGGGGAGAAACCAUUUGAAUGUUUGCAGUGUGGAAAAAGCUUCAAGUGGAAGAAAAGCCUUACAAUACAUCAGCAAACUCACACAGACACAGGAGAAAAACCAUUUGAAUGUUCACAGUGUAAAAAGAGGUUCAGGUGGAAAAUGAACCUUGCAACACAUCAGCGAAUUCACACAAACACAGGAGAGAAACCCUUGAAAUGUUUACAGUGUGGAAAGAGAUUUUUUUCCAGACACAGUCUUACCCGUCAUCAGUUAAUUCACAGAGAAGACAACCCAUUUAAGUGUCUGGAGUGCGGAAAGAGUUUCAGGGAUAAGCAUGACCUCGCUAGACAUAGAAGAAUUCAUACAGGAGAGAAACCAUUUAUCUGUCUGGAAUGUGGGAAAGCAUUUAAUCAGAAGAGGGCACUUACUGCCCAUCAGAGAACACACUCAGGGGAGAAACCAUUUGAAUGCUUGGAGUGUGGAAAAAGAUUCUGCCAGACAGGUGGCCUUCAACGUCAUCAAAGAACUCACACAGGGGAAAAACCAUUUAAAUGCCUGGAGUGCGAAAAGAGUUUUAGCGAUAAGGAACGACUUGGUAGACAUCGAAGAAUUCACACAGGAGAGAAACCUUUUCAAUGUUUGCGGUGUGGAAAGAGAUUUAGUGAGGGGCGAUACCUUAGAAAUCAUCAGACAACUUGUAAAGGGGAGAUCCCUUUUAAUUGCUUGGGACUUGCAAAGGGAUUCCAACGGGGGGAUCCUCUACAAUACAAUCAGAGUGCUCCCAGUGAGACUUCUUUGAAGGAGGAAGAGUCUGAUACUCCUGAUCAGUCCUCUGUUACUGUAAUCCUGGGACAAGAUGAGGGGUCCUGUGACAGCGGCACCUCGUCUGAGGUUCCCAGCAAACCAUUCAACCCUGUCACAAGUCCAGCCGUGAUUCCAGAUUCUCUUCCCACCACCCUCGGCUCAACGGAGCACAGUUUGCAAUGCAUCCAGUGGGAUACUCAGAGCCAUGGUGGGAGGGACUACCUGACUCCCAGAGUACCCUUUCUCCCAGGAAAUGCACUUGAGUAAGGGCCUGCUCAGGAACACACCUCUGCUUAUUAGCAGGCUCCAAUGCACCUGCAGAAUCAAAGACAGCCAGAAUAAAUGCUCCCAGACUUUUUCUUGGUUAAGAGCUCCAGUAGCGCUAUUUGUCUCUAUUUACUCAAGACUGGAGAAACUUAUUUCAGUGUCUGGAGUAUAAAAGGAGCUUGUGGCGGACUGCACGUCUUACUUUACAUCAAAGAAGCCUCACAGUAAAAAGGAUUUAAAUACAUAUGGGUGAUUACAUUAAUCAUUCCCUGUGUCCAUAUACUGUUUCCUCUUAAGGACAUAGUUUUGUCAACCAAUGUGUAAAUUAUAUAAUGGUUUGGAUCUUAAUGGGGCCUUGGAUGACCGGCCCAUUCUAGAAACUUGCGUUUUCCCUCCAGAAGUGCUGCAUUGCAGUCACGUGUGGACUGGUGCCAGUGGGGCUGAACAUGUGUGCAAGGCCCCAAUCAGAUCGAACCCAUGAUCUCCCAACUGUGGCUUAUGACAGAAAGUUGUAUAAUGUAAGCCCCCUGUAGCCCCCAAAUGCUGGUGUUGCAUGAUUCUCUAGCACAGCGUGGGGAGUGGCACUGUGGGCAGUAGAACAAAGGGGGUGUCUUAUCCCCUCCCGCUCU